Podospora pseudocomata is the source of this 888-nucleotide messenger RNA. RefSeq lists its product as uncharacterized. The record is from RefSeq and is a predicted model, not a curated record. NCBI's taxonomy places the organism in Eukaryota, Fungi, Ascomycota, Sordariomycetes, Sordariales, Podosporaceae. The coding region runs from base 613 to 888 and encodes 91 amino acids. The transcript is spliced from 5 exons.
CAUUCGUCAUCGUCAUCGGCCCAGCUCCCCAAGCUCAAUCAUCCCCAUUUCAAUCCAGCUCUCAAUUCCAUUUCCCUCGGCAACCAAUUCGACACUCUCGGGCUUCAAUCGGGGCAGAAAAAGAGAUUUAUGCAUACCAGCUGUCGCGGAUGUUAGCAAAGUGUCGUUGUUGUCCCAAAAUCAGACCAUGUUGUUUUUUUUCUCCCCCCAUCCUCCUCCUCUUUUACCGCGGGAAUUUACAGCUUUGCGGGCACUUCGGUAGCACAUGGGAGGAACUGGACAAACGUACCGGUGACGAACUUAAAGGGCUUGGUAACGCGCUCCUCGUCAGACAUUUUGGCGGUUUAUUGAUUUGUGGUUGUGGUUGAGGGGAGAACAACGACCGGGGGGGGCGUGGGAGUUUUGGUGAGAGGGGUUUGGAAAGUACGCUGUUCGAUAAUGGUUCGGAGAGAUGAUGAGAGCUCUUGGCGGAAUCAAACCCGCUUAGCUAGGUAAACCUUCCAACUUGCCGAAGCUCCCCCCCCCAGAGAAUACCCGAAGAACUCCAAAAGACGUCGUCGACAGCCACACAGUCUACCCUCUCGAGGAACAUCCCCACUCAGUCAUAUCAAAAUGUUUGCUACGCGCUCUCUGCGGAUGUUCCGGGCCACCCCCCGCAUGAUGCGGCCCAUUCCCAAGGAGGAGCAGUCUGCCCACACUGUCUCCCAGCGCCUCAGACGCCUUAAGAACAUCCCCGCCGAGUUGAUUCCCCUUGGUGUCGUCGUCGGCUUCGCCGUCUGCGCGGCUUGCUACUCCAUCACCCGUCACUUGGUCGUUGACAAGACCAUCCGUCUCAAGAGACAAAAUCGCGCUGCCGACAGCCACGCCGCUGCCGGUGAGCACCACUAA